Molecule: messenger RNA, 2464 nt
Organism: Saccostrea cuccullata (small rock oyster)
Lineage: Eukaryota; Metazoa; Mollusca; Bivalvia; Ostreida; Ostreidae
Product: dentin sialophosphoprotein-like
Exons: 7
Coding region: 446-1927 (493 amino acids)
Molecular function (GO): protein binding
Source: RefSeq, a predicted model, not a curated record
AUGUGUAUCACUUUGUAUUUUGACGUAAAUACAUCAUUAAGACAAGCCACUUCUGAGGAAAACAACAAUUACACAGACGUAAAUAUUGACUUCUAGAGGUCCAUUAACUCUCCACUUCUUGUCCCAUUCCCAGCUUAAUGUCUACUUACACUAAUCCCAUUCCAGUUAAUAAGGUGUCAAGGGUGUUCUGGACAGCCCCAAGGAAAGCCUAGCUUGCACCACUGCAGAAGCACUUCAACAGUGUCAAGGGUGCUCCACAGCACAAAACUUAAACCAAAUCCUCUCUUGUUUUUAAAGUCAUUUACGAUAUGUUCCCAGCCCCUGACACUUUGUCAACACCGGGAUCAUCUAUUUUUAUCAGUUGCUUGGAUGUUUGAUUUAUUUUGUUCAGUGUAUUUAAAUUUUGAUAAAAUUUGAACUUAUGUACUUACCUCUGGUGUAAAACAUGAAUGUGAUUUGUUUGGAUAGAAAGAAGGCACGGAUGCUGAAGCCCAUAUCAUCAGUGGGGCCAGACUUGGACCAUCUGGAGGCUGAACGAAACAUUCCCUCUGACCCUCUAGACAACAGAAAGAGACGUACCAUCCUCCUAAAGAAGGAAAAUGACUCCUGGGGAUUCACUAUACAGACAUAUGGAUUUAAAAACAAGAAGACAGGAGAGAUAGAGGUUUAUACCUAUGUGGACUAUGUUGCAUUAAAUGGACCAGCACAGAUAGCAGGCAUGAGAAGAGGGGACAUAAUUUUGUCUGUCAAUGGAAAGAGUGUAGAAUUUGCAACACACCAGGAAUUAGUAUCUGUAAUACAGUCAAGUGGAAACCAGGCAAGAAUGGUGGUGUUGUUUGUGGAUUGUUGUAAAAAGGUUGAACUCCAUGACAGACUAAUAAAGCUAAAGAGGUUACUCAGCAUGAAGAUAAAUGAACUCAGGGAGGUAGAGAAGAAAGAGAGAGAACUCAUGGAUGAGUUUUGCUUUACACGAGGCCUUGACAGAUUUGACAAUUACCGACAAAGUGUUCUGAGCAUCCAGUCUCGAGAUUCCAGUUUGGACAGGUACAGCAUUAUAACAUCUAAUGGCAAUCUGUACGACAUUCCAAACACAGCCACCCUCCAUCUCGAUACGUCUAAUUCUAACACGUGCAGCGACGACAUGAGUGAUUCCACUGAUGACACGGAAUGUUAUCCUGAUGUGAAUUACGCGGAUGAUUCUGACGGGGACUCAGGGAUUUCUUACGAGGAUUUUCCUCGCUCCGAGAGGCGAAACACCAUCAUUGACUGUAAUAAAUUCAGUGAUUUUGUCAGAGAGAGACGCGGAACAUUAGUGGGUCCAAUGUGUGAGUGUGUAGGGGACAGUAUCUGUCAAUUUUGCGAAUUAAGACAACGUUCAGAAUCACUAGAUGCCCCCUCAUCUGAGUGCUCAGAAGAUUCUACUCCAGUGCUGGACCAAUCAGAGGAGGAUCCAGAAAAGUUUGACCAAUCAGAAGACACCACAACUGUCCUGGAUCAGUUGGAAGAAUUCACCCCAGAAUAUGACCAAUCAGCAGCACUUGACCAAUCAAAAAAUACAGCAUCAGAAUUGAACCAAUCAGAGGAUUCAACACUAGUGCUAGACCAAUCAGAAGAGACAGUAAAAUGUGAAGAUUCAAAUAACAGUCUAACUGACAAUGCUAUUUCUGAGUCCAAUCCAGAUCAGAUCCCUAAAUUUACAAAGAAAGAUUCCUUAACAUCCAAUGAAAGUGCAGAUUCAGUAGAUGAAGAUGACAGUUCAUUAACUCAGUCUUACAUUGACAGUAGUUUGCCUGCUGGUCAGGUAGAAUCUAAUGAGGAAUCACCCGAGACAGAGGAAGCCACAGCCACUGAUGAUGACUGGGAUUUCCCCUUCUGGACCGAAGGUUCCGUUUGUAUCAAUCUAGAUGAUGAGCAAACCAAACUCUGAUACAUGUGUUUGUCAUUGUGAUGGAUUAGAAUUUUAUUCUCAUUUUAUGCUUUGAUUUAUUGCCAAAUUAACAUACAUGCCUGACAUUGGAACACAUGUUUAGGACUCUUUAAUAAAUUUGUCAAAUGGACAAUCACUUUACGUAUCCCAAACCUUUUUUGAAAACAUUUUAUGAAUUGAAAACAUGAAAUUGCAAUCCCAUUCACUACCGUGUUCUGUAAAUGUGAAGAGUUUAUUUGAUGUGUAGAAGGUACAGGUAUUUACUUUAACUAUGAACUUGUGCAUUUUGCUUUAAUUUAUUUAUACAUGUAUUUCAAUAUGAUUUAAUAUUUCUUUAAAUGUGAUUUGAAUAUUUAAAAAUUGAAUAUAGCUUAUUAUAAAUUGUUAAAUGUGUUGAAAUAUUUAAGAGUAUUUUUCAUGAAAUUUUUGUUAAGAUAUUUCUUUAUAGUGCUGGUCACUAUUGAAGAAAAAUUAGUGCAUUUGAGAUUUUUUCCUCUUGGUUAAAAAGGUGCCAAAUUCUUGACUUUGUUUUUUUUU